AUGGCUGCCACACUGCCCUUCAGGGAUAUCAACGUACACUCGUCGCCCUCUUAUUACGCAUUUUCGUCACCCUCAACACCGUCUGCGCCAACCUUGGUAGUAGAGAGACCGUCAGGAGACUUUAGACUGAAAGAUGGCAAGCUUCUGGGAUCAAAAAGAGUGUCUAGCAUCGCUGGCAUACUCGGAAUCAUCAAGCUACGUUUAGACACCUAUAUCAUCGUAAUUACCAAGGCACAGCCUAUGGGGCGCAUAAAAGGACAUAUGAUAUACAAGGUCAUCUCCACUGAGCUCCUACCACUCCGCGAACGUCCACUGCAUGACCCGGAUGAGGAUAUAUACAUGUCGCUCGUGAAAGCACAGUUGAAGGGCCCAAUGUACUUCUCGUACUCCUUCGACCUUACCAAUAGCUUCCAACGACAAGCGCAUGCCGAUCUAUCUGCCCCACUAUGGAAGCGUGCCGACGACAGAUUCUUCUGGAACAGAUUCGUGCAAUCCGAUCUCAUAGACUUCCGUACCGGAACCGGGUCUGGCUAUGGAAGGCAGUCCUUUGGCGCACAGCCCGCUCUCGAUCCCUAUAUCCUACCUGUCAUGUUUGGCAUGAUGGAGAUCAAGCAGACAUCGAUCAAGACAAGCAAUCGCGGUAGCCAGAAUGAUACCCCAGUAACAUUUGUCCUAAUUACGAGGAGGUCAAGACACAGAGCCGGCACUCGCUACUUCUCUCGCGGCGUCGACGAUCAGGGGAACGUCUCGAAUUUCAACGAGACCGAGCAGAUAAUCAUUCUAAAUAACCAUAAUUCCACUGGACUAGGCGGCUUUGGUGCUAGCGGAGCUGUAGGCGGCGGCAAAAGUGGUAAGGAGACUCAGGUGCUUUCGUUCGUACAAACCAGAGGCAGUGUCCCGGUCUUCUGGGCUGAGGUCAACACCCUCAAAUACACACCAAAGCUAGAGGUACGGGGCAUUGAUUCUGCAAGAGACGCAGCAAGUCGCCACUUUGAACAGCAGAUUGACCUAUACGGUCACAAUUUUCUUGUAAAUCUCGUGAACCAGAAGGGCAGAGAGCGCAGGGUCAAGGAAGCAUACGAACAGAUGUUCGACCUCCUCAAUCCUGGUUCCCGAGAAAAGGUCGAAUCAAGCAAGAGAUCAAAUGAGAAGUUUGACACUCUCCGGGCGCCCCCAGACUCAGAAUUCGCUAAGCUCACUUACAUCUAUUUCGAUUUCCACAACGAGACAAAGGGUCUCAAAUGGCAUCGAACUUUGGAACUUUUGAAAGAGUUAGGUAGAUUAGGGUUCACUGGCGACGAUUACUUCCAUGGUAUCGAUAUGCCUGGUGAUACAGGUCGUAUGGACGUCCGAAACCAGCAAAGGACCGUCGUUCGGACAAACUGCAUGGACUGCUUGGACCGCACUAAUGUUGUCCAGAGUAUGCUUGGCCGUUUCUACCUUAACCGGAUGUUCGUAGGCCUCGGACUGAUGGACGAUCAAGGCAGUGUUGAGCGAGACAUCAAGUUCGAGUACAUUUUCCGAAAUGUAUGGGCUGACAAUGCUGAUGUUGUCUCACGAGCAUAUUCUGGCACAGGAGCUCUAAAGACCGACUUUACCCGUACUGGAAAUCGCACCAAUGCAGGCAAAUUUCAGGACCUUAACAAUUCGAUCACCCGUUACGUCAAGAACAACUUUCUAGAUGGACCAAGACAGGAUGCCUACGAUUUGUUUCUAGGUGCAUAUCUUCCUGACGCAACAUCCGUUAGCGGGCGCUUCCAGUUCGCCGACCAACGCCCCCUCUUCAUUCAGUCGAUACCUUAUGUUCUGGCUGCCAGUCUAUUCUUCGUCUUCGUAGGGUCUUUCACUCGACGAGACGCAACCGCAAUGGUUUGGCCCCUUCGGCUGGUUAUGAUAUUAUGCUUUGUUUCGACCGUAGCGUGCCUUUACUUCAUUUGGUCACAUGGGACGCUCUAUGUGAAUUGGCCAAAGCUCAACACACCCCCAUGGGCAACAGACAGCUACCAAGAGGCUUUGGCACAUGUGAAGAGCGCCCCAGUCAUUGGUGGUAUGGUCAAUGUCAACAAGCAUGAGCGAGGGAAGAGUGAUGCCCGACUUGGGUACCUUGAGGAGGGCAAAAAGAGGAUUGAAUAG
Messenger RNA from Pseudovirgaria hyperparasitica, 2133 nucleotides. RefSeq names its product phosphatidylinositol-bisphosphatase. Bases 1 to 2133 code for a protein of 710 amino acids. The record is from RefSeq and is a predicted model, not a curated record. Gene Ontology annotation, biological process: phosphatidylinositol dephosphorylation. The transcript is spliced from 3 exons. Lineage: Eukaryota; Fungi; Ascomycota; Dothideomycetes; Acrospermales; Acrospermaceae. Gene Ontology annotation, molecular function: phosphatidylinositol-4-phosphate phosphatase activity. Gene Ontology annotation, cellular component: endoplasmic reticulum.